Brassica rapa (field mustard) is the source of this 1003-nucleotide messenger RNA. RefSeq names its product transcription factor bHLH150. Lineage: Eukaryota; Viridiplantae; Streptophyta; Magnoliopsida; Brassicales; Brassicaceae. The record is from RefSeq and is a predicted model, not a curated record. Gene Ontology annotation, biological process: regulation of DNA-templated transcription.
UUAUUCAAGAAAAGAGAUCUAAAAUAUAGUAUUUAAUUCGAAAAAGACAAGAAAAUAAACAAAUAAAAUAUGCUAGAAAAUCAUUGCAUUAGAAGUGGCCUCUCCCAAAUGUUUAUAUAUAGAGAUUCCUCCAAUGACUGAAUUAUUAUAUCAAGAAAUAAGAAAGAGCUCGACUUGUUCCUCAGAAGAUUCAAUAAUAUCAAACUUCUUGAAUAACGCUAAAGAAUGAAUCAUUCAACGUCGUCGUCGGAGGUAGAAGGGACUGAAACAAUCCCUUUUGGCCGGAGACUGCAAAGAGGAGGGCAGAGAGUUUUCGCUCCAAAGCUUUUGGUGGCUCUUCGUCGAUCAAGAAGAUGUUCAGAAGCUCCGGCGAGACAUUUUAGUCGGAGAUGGAGAGCCACGGCAGCGCAGAAGGCGUAUUCCUUAAGACUCUACGAUGCUCUCCGGCGUUCUCGGCGAAGCACAACGGUUCGGGACACGGCCGACAAAGUGCUCGCGGCUACGGCUCGUGGAACGACUCGGUGGAGCAGAGCCAUAUUGGUGAGCCGGUUCGGGAGGAGUCUGCGCCGGCACAAGCAUACAAAGCCGGCUUCGGGGGUCAGGGGAGGUGGAGGGAGGAGGAGGAAGUUGUCGGUGGUGGGAUAUCGUGUCCGGGCGUUAGGUGGGUUGGUGCCGGGUUGCCGGAGAACGGCGUUACCGGAGCUUUUAGACGAGACGGCGGAUUACAUAGCGGCGCUGGAAAUGCAAGUCCGAGCCAUGACGGCUCUAACGAAGAUUCUGUCUGAGUUUCAGCCGUCCGUUAAACUCGGCUCAGCUUUAUAGCCGAUUGCAUGAGCCGUUGGUGUGUAUUAUUUGUUUUGGUUAUUCUUUUACGCAUUUAUAAUCCGAAUGUUUGAUAAUGUAUUUAAUCAAGUGUUUGCAAUGGGGAAAAAUGUCAAAAAUCAUCACGAGUUGGACGAAAAUAUUGCGUAUUCUUGUUGUUGUUCAAACUGUUUCGAUGUCA